This is a messenger RNA of Darwinula stevensoni, 690 nucleotides long. Lineage: Eukaryota; Metazoa; Arthropoda; Ostracoda; Podocopida; Darwinulidae. The record is from the annotation of a GenBank genome assembly.
AUGUGUGUGGUUUUGAAGCCACCUGGCGGUGCAAGCAGCAACUUGUUUGGCGAGGAGACUCCACAGGAGCAGACUCCCCGGCGUGUAAAGAACUACAUGAAGAGCAGCAUUUUUGGAUCUGAGGAGGACUCCGUGGACAGCCCGGCAUCGGCAAAAUCUCGUCCGCGGCCUGGUAACGAUUCCGUAUCCCAGCUCUUUGGGGGACAAGAAUCCAAGUCUUCUCGCCCGGUUAAGAAUUACCUCAAGAGCUCUAUUUUCGCCUGGGAUGAGUCUGAUGCCGGGAAGAAGGAAAAGGAAAAAAAGGAGGACGAGGAGGAGGGAAAGGAAAAAGGGAAUGAGGGUGGCGGUAAGCUGGAACAGGGUGAUUCUGUACAUGAUGAUGCUGCACCCCAAGUCAACACCCAAGUGAAUGGAGAGGUGUACCAGAAUGGUCAUGGGCAUGGCAAUGGGUCCAUCAAUGGAGACACAAAUGGCUACAAGACUCCCCCGAGUGAGCCAUCCACUCCCACUUCUGCUGCUCCUGGUAUUCAACAACGUGGCCGAGUCCCACCUGGUGGCUUUUCCUCCAAGCUCUGGUAGACCUGCCUGCAACUACAUCUGCAACAGUAACAACAGUACUCCCUUCACAAUGGCACACAGUUUUUCUUGAGACUAAUUCCUCAAAUGCUUUUUUCUGAUUUGACUACUGUC